This is a messenger RNA of Mytilus trossulus (common blue mussel), 4041 nucleotides long. Its product is annotated as matrix metalloproteinase-16-like. Gene Ontology annotation, molecular function: metalloendopeptidase activity; zinc ion binding. Bases 160 to 1950 code for a protein of 596 amino acids. Lineage: Eukaryota; Metazoa; Mollusca; Bivalvia; Mytilida; Mytilidae. Gene Ontology annotation, biological process: collagen catabolic process; proteolysis; extracellular matrix organization. The transcript is spliced from 11 exons. Gene Ontology annotation, cellular component: extracellular matrix. The record is from RefSeq and is a predicted model, not a curated record.
AUUUAUACAGGUUUUUUAACACAAACUUUAUUUUAGGAGUAGGAAGCAACUAACAUAUUACUUAUUUUCAUAUCGAUUAAAUUAUGAAUCUACUUUUAUAAUUUCUCUGUAUAUACAGGCUAAUUCGAAUAACAAGGAACUAAAUUAGUGUUUGACAUAAUGGAUAUAGUUAACAGACUGAUUUUUAGUCUAACAUUAGUGUUACAAUUUAUAAAAUAUGAAACCUUGGGAAACUUAGUAAUAAAUGCAGAUGAAACGAAUUAUUUAAUGAAAUAUGGUUAUAUACCUCCGGAAUCAUCAGGUAGUGCUGCAUACAGAACAGAGGAGUUCUAUAAAGACGCAGUCAAAAACUUCCAGAUGAUGGCCAAUCUACCUGUUACAGGUGUUCUUGACACAUCUACAAAGGAGAUGAUGAAGCGCCCAAGGUGUGGCGUCAAGGACGAUAUGCAAGGAACGUCUGAUAAUGCCAAGAGAAAGAAACGAUACGCUUUACAUGGCAGUAAAUGGUCAAAGCACUAUUUAACAUAUAAAAUAUCCAAAUAUGGUUCAAAGAUAAAGAAAGCAGAUGUCGACAGGGAAAUACACAAUGCAUUUCAAGUUUGGAGCGAAGUUUCACCUUUAACGUUUACUAGGAAAUACUCCGGACCAGUGGAUAUUGAUAUACGAUUUGAAAAAUAUUGGCAUGGCGAUAAUAACCCAUUUGAUGGUAAAGGUCAAACAUUAGCUCAUGCUUUCUUCCCACAGUUCGGAGGAGACGCCCACUUUGAUGAUGAUGAACCAUGGACUAUUAAUCUUCCCGACGGUGUGGAUUUUUUUCAAGUUGCAACACACGAAUUCGGACAUUCCUUAGGACUGGCACAUUCCAACAUUUACAGUGCGUUAAUGGCACCGUUUUAUAAAGGCCACACAAAAGAUUUCAAACUUGGAAGGGAUGAUGUAGCUGCCAUACAAGCAUUAUAUGGAACACCAAAGAACACACCAACGCCUACACUACCAACGACAACUACCACAACCACUACCACUACAACGAUGAAACCAUGGAAACCGGUGAAACCAUGGAAACCAAUGAAAGACCAAAACAUGAUUCCCAAACCAAUGACACCAAAACCAACCACUACAGACAGAAUUACUACUACAUCUAAAAGUCCAGUUGUGCAAAUCCCACACAUAUGUAGACAUGCUUAUAUAGACGCCAUAACAAGACUGAAAAAUGGCGAAACUUAUAUCUUCAAAGGAAAACAUUAUUAUCGUUUAACACGAUAUGGUAUCGUCCGAGGUUUUCCGAGGAGAAUAUCACGGGAUUUCAAAGGUGUAGAGGGACCAAUAGAUUCCGCUAUUACAUGGGACAAUGGAUAUACCUAUAUUUUUAAGGAUGAUGUUUAUUGGAAGUUUGAGAACACCAAGAGAAUAUAUGGUCCUAAAAAGAUAUCUGUUGGGUUCAGUGGAGUGCCUGCUGGUAUAGAUGCUGCUGUGGUCUGGAGCGGUAAUGGUAAAACUUAUUUCUUCAAAGAUGGUUAUUAUUGGAGAUACUCUGGGAGAAAGGUAGAGUACGGGUAUCCCCGACCAGUGUCGGUAUGGAGAGGUUUACCAAAGAAGAUAACUGCAGCUUUUAAGUGGGAGAAUGGAAGGACAUACUUUUUCAGCGGCGAGAAAUAUUACAGAUAUAAUGAUCAUCUUUUUACAGUUGACGCCACAUACCCAAGAUCAGUUGCUACAUGGUGGUUAGGAUGUCCAAAUCAAGGUGAAAUGACAGACAUAAGAAACCCUUACAUACAAGAUGACAAAGGACAAUCAGAGAAAAAUGAUAAAGAUGAACAAUGGUUGGUUAUAGAAGAUGACGGAACAACCUACAUGGACGCACAUAAUAACAUUAAUUCUGCUUCCAAAUAUAGUACGUCUUUAACUUUUAUUAUUAGCUUGUUAAUAGUGCUCUGUAAUAUUCAUUUGUGAUGAUGAAUUGAAAAAUAUUUAAAAAUUAUAAACGGGUACUAAUUACAUUCCAUGUUCAACGAACCCAGUCUAAGGGAGAUAAAUCCAGCAUUAUUUUAUAGCUACAGGUCUGCUGUGAAAUAUUCCCAAGUUCCUCAAGUUAAUCAUUAGGUUGUUCGCAUUAGUUUGUUUUUAAUAUUCCUAUGUGGAGUUAGCGUGUAAACAGGCUAGUUGUCAUGUUCAUGUAUAUUUAAAAGGUUAAGAGUAUACAUACAGAACAUGAAUGGCAAACUAUGGUCAAUAUUCUUCAAUAUUUCGUUAUUUUCUAUAGUUUGUUUUGAUGAUAAAAUAUCAUAAAGGGAAUUAAAUCUAAAAGGCUUAUAAAAUGAAAAUGGUUUACUUCUUUCAUUUUAAAAUCCUUUGUUUUCCGGUGAAAUCUGUCUGUCUCUUAAUAUGGUGGGGUUACUUAUGACUGGCCCAUUUAUCGUGUACAUAUUAGCUUUGGGUCCUAGUCCAAGCCAUUCUAUGUAAGGUCUGAAAUUACUACUUUCGUCGAUCAGCGAUCCAGGAUCCGAGACUAUAGUGGAAUAUGUUGUUCAUAUGUAUUUUAUUUCAUUAUAAGACAUCAACCGGUUGUAGCAUUUUACUUAUCAGUAGUAGUUGGUUUUGAUUUUGUUUGUAUAUAUUGAUGAAAUGGACUUAAUUAUAUUGUAGAUAAUGCUUGUUAUUUAUUUUGAGACAUUCAUACAAAAUGUAGUGACCUGUUAUUUAUUUAAAAAUGAACCAUCAACCCACAAAAUAGGAUUAAAUCUUUUAGAAAAUAGCUCUAUUUUGAAUUGUGAAAGAUGUAUGAAAGUUAAUCUGUCAAAAGUGUGUCCAAACCAGCUAUAAUAAAUAUAGAAACCUUUCUUAUUGAUGGAAAUAUAAAGUAUAUUGAACAAUCUGACUUGUAUCUUUAAACCUUUCUUAAUCAUCAAUCUAAAGGUUGAGAGUGAAAUGUUUCUUUAUUUAUAUACCUUUUUAUACCUUUUUUUAUACCUAAACCUUCAUUUCCUUCGAAAAGUUAUCAAUUGUGCCAUAUUUAGAAUACAUGAAAAAAAGACAUUUUAGGAAUAUAAGUCAUGUCUGUAUGUUGUUAGCAAGGAUUCCAUUGUUAUUACAUUUACCUGUUAUUUUACCAUUUGUGAUUUGUUUGUAUUUCAUGAUUACAAGUGGGAUUUAUAUAACAUUUAUAUAUUGGGAUUUCGUAUGCGAUUUAUACAUUUGUAAUGAUUACAUGUGUUUUGUUAAUGUUUUGAUUAUAUUUGUGGUUUGGUUGUAUGUUAUGCUAUAUGUGGUUUGAUUGUAUGUUCUGAUAUUUGUAAUUUGUUUAUAUAGUUAUAAUGAGAUAAAUGAUUUGUUCGUUAUGAUUCGAUAUAUAAUUUUGUUAUUGUAAUGAUUACUGACUGUUUGUAUGAAAGAGUUUCAUGUGUGAUAUGUUUUUUACGAGUACACGUGUGAUAUGUUUGUAUGUUAAAAGUACACGUGUGAUAUGUUUGUAUAUUAUGACUAUAUGUGUGAUUGGUUGGUAUAUUAUGAUUAUAUGUGUGAUUAGUUUGUAUGUAAUUAUUUCAUGUGUGAUACAUUUGUAUGUGUGUUUUUCAUGAUUACACGUGUGAUAUGUGUGUAAAUUAUGAAUAUAUGUGUGAUUGGUUUGUAUGUUAUGAUUAUAUAUCUGAUGAGUUUGCAUGUUAUGCUUAAAUGUCGGAUUUGAUCGUAUGUUAUGAUUACAUGUGUGACUUAAAUUGCAUUUAGACAUCAUCAUUACACAUGGCUCUUUGUUUUUGAUAUAUGUGAUUUAUUGAUAUUUUGAAUUUUAUUUUGUUAUAUGAUAUAACUGUUUUUAUACAUCAUUUUUAUAUGUAUGUUGUAAGAUAGAAAUUAAUAUGCAUAAUAAGUGCUACUGAGGUAAUGAAUGUACAAAGAAAAGGAAACAAUCAGUGUUUUUUAAAAAUCAUUAGAUAUACAAAAGUUUUAAAUAUGUGCCAUGAAUUUUGUAAUAAAAUGUGUGAAUCAAUAGUACAACUGUACAAAUACUCCUCAUUUAUAUCAUACCAUUAAAUGUUAUCCCUA